Molecule: messenger RNA, 900 nt
Organism: Prorocentrum cordatum
Lineage: Eukaryota; Dinophyceae; Prorocentrales; Prorocentraceae
Source: the annotation of a GenBank genome assembly
AUGACUGCAGACGCACCUUCUGUGGUGAAGCGGCCGCGAUGCCCGUCCGGGCGGCCAGCGGGCGCGAAGACCGCUCCGGCAGCCCUGGCUGCGCCCAGUGUCCACGACUGUGUGCCCCUCGUUGGCAGCAGUGCCCUGUGCGCCGUGGCGCGCUGGCUCUGCCAGCCAGGGCGCCGGCGCUCCGGGCGCAACGUGGACGUGGACGCGGAUGGGCAAGCGACGCUCCGCUGCCUGCUCUGCAUGGCCACGACGUCCUCGCGCCUGGAGGUGCACUGGGCAUCAGCGCUCCUGGCGGCGUUUGGCGAGGAGCACGUGCGGCGGGUGGCCGCAGAGGUGGGCGGGCUGCCGCACUUCCACCGCGUCUGCCGGUGGGAGGCCUCGGUCUGCACGCGGACCUACCGGUGGGGCCCAGACUGGAGCAGCGGCGGGGCCGCAGCAGACGGGAGCAGCGGCGAUGUCGAUGUCGGGCGCGGCGGGAAGACCCAGUGGGCCCAGUGGCAGCUCCCCGAGGUCCCGCCCGACGGCGUGCGCGUGAGCCUCCGGCUGCUCGGCCUGGCGAGCGCGAGGCUGUGCCUCGGGGCGGGGCCCGCGGCGGUCGUCCAGGCGCAGAGGCUCGGACCGCCAAUGGCGGAGGCUCCGGGUGAGGCCCCGGAGCCUGUCGCCGGCGGAGCGGGCGCCGCCUAUUGCCUCCAGGCGUUUUGGGACCUGGCCCCGCACGGAGAGCGCCACCGCGAGGCUGACCGGAAGGAGCUGCUGGCCUGGAGCCUCGCCCUCGGCACCUACUCGCUGCAGCUGGCCUCCCACAGCAGCAAGGCAACGCUCGUCGUGCGGCCAGUCUUUGGCGCCAGCUUCCUCGCUACCGGCAAGGCUCAGGCGCCCUCGCGGGCCUCCGUGGUGUGA